This is a messenger RNA of Naegleria lovaniensis, 498 nucleotides long. RefSeq lists its product as uncharacterized. The record is from RefSeq and is a predicted model, not a curated record. Lineage: Eukaryota; Heterolobosea; Eutetramitea; Acrasida; Naegleriidae. The transcript has a single exon. The coding region runs from base 1 to 498 and encodes 165 amino acids.
AUGAUUCGUCAUCUCCAAAACAUCAAUUGGAAACGGUUUUUAUUGGGAACCUAUGACAAGGCCAAUAUUGUCCCAGGUUUUCUCAACUUGCUCACUUUGUGUAUGAUUGUAUUAAUUCUCACAGCCAUUUCAACAGCAUUUACAAGCGAACAUCAAUAUUCAAUUCCGAUAUGGUUGAUGGUCGUGAGUGGUGUGAGUUUUGUGUGUGCACAAUAUUCUCUCGUUUCACAUGCUUUGGCUUUUUUGAUUGUUUUCAUGUUAUUGAAUGCUGCUUGUUUGGGAUUUAUUUGUUAUCAAAUGUAUGUGAUCAAUUCGACCACGUUGGGUGUGUUGUUUAGUUUUUUGGGAAUAGGUCAAUUGAAGGCGAUUGAAAUUUGGGGAUUAUUUUGGUUGGAGAUGAAACAAGAGAGACAACAAUCGGGUACCAAUGAUGAAAUUCAUGAAGUGGAUCCUCAAGAUCAACACCAAAUAUUGGAGGAUGAAGAGGAGAGAAUUUAA